This is a messenger RNA of Symbiodinium pilosum, 540 nucleotides long. Lineage: Eukaryota; Dinophyceae; Suessiales; Symbiodiniaceae. The record is from the annotation of a GenBank genome assembly.
AUGGCCUCCGCCGAGGACAGGCCGGAAGUCGUUCGCUUGCUGCUUGAGGCCAAAGCAAACAAAGAUCUCGCCGAAGAAGGCGGUAUGACUCCAAUUUGGUUAGCGGCCGGCAGUGGCCAUUUAGAAAUCGUUCGGCUGUUGUUGGAGGCCAAUGCAGACAAGAACUGCGUAAGCAGUGGGGGUGACACUCCUCUACUGGUAGCAUCUGAGUCUGGCUCCUUGGAAGUUGUACGGCUCCUGCUGCAGAGCGCUGUGGACAAAGAUAGGGCCAACAAGGAUGGUACAACUCCGCUGUCCAUCGCCUCCCAGAAGGGCCGAUUCGAAGUUGUGCGUCUUCUUGUUGAGGCCAGUGCUGACAAGGACAAGGCCGACAACCAUGGCGCAACUCCAAUGCUGCAGGCCUGCGCAAACGGUCGCCUGGAAAUUGUCCGUCUGCUGCUGGAGGCCAGAGCCGACAAGGACGCUGCCCAAGACGACGGCCUAACACCCAUCUUGAAGGCAUCCCACGCUGGCCACCUCGAAGUGGUACUGUUGCUGAAG